UCUCGAAAUUUUCACAAGAAAAAUAAACAUAAACAGAACAAAGUUAGAGCGAGACGUGUAAAGAGUGGUAGAACAACGCAUUUAAUAUAAUUGCAACAUUUCAUUGAGAUGUUGCAAUCGCACAGCGAAAUCGCAGUUCGAAGAGAUAAAAAACGAAUAUAUAAUUGUUGAGUAUGUUUGUGUACGUUAAGCAAGUGUAAUGCGUAUAAAAAUAACUGCAAAUAACGAUCGAAAAAAAUACGAAUGAAAAUGCUCGACAGGGAAAAAGUUAUUUACGCAUUAAGAACCAGUCGGGUUAAAUACAGUUUCACAUUGUUAUAAUGUAUAAUUAUAACGACGCGACAGCGGCAGCAGCAACAAUAUCGCAUAAGAACAAAGAACUCCAGUGCAUUAACUACCAAUUGGUAUAACAACAACAACAACAUUAACAGCAGCAGCAGCAACAACAACAAGCAGGGCAGCAGCCGCAGUGCGACGCAUAAUUUCCUGCUUACCCACACAUAUACACAAGCAGACACCAAAGAGCGUGUGCUGUUGUGCGCGUGGGAAGGGGACGCCGUAACGGCCGGCCAACAAAGAAAAAUAUCUCCACACAGAUAGAGAGAGAGAAAGAAAGAGGGCAACGACAGCAAUUCGCGGCGCAUAAAAUGACCAAUUCGAACCAUCGUAAUCAUCGAAUCGAUCUAUAAAGCAAAAGCUAAACCAGAAAUCGAGAGAAACGACAAAAAUAAAGCGAUUUAACAGCCAAGUUCCUGGUGCAAAGCAAAACAACUAAAACAAAAACAAUCAAAAAGUGCAGUUGCAAAACACGAUAAGAGAAGCGUUUAGCAGCGACAGCGAUAUUCACAAUUAAUUAACGCUCUUAUUUGAAGAGAGCUCGCCGCAGUCUCUUAUCCAUAUAUUUAUGGUUUGUUUUCUUAUUAAGCAGCAGUAAAAAAAAAUCACAAGCAAGAGCGGAGAGGAGAGGUACGUGACGCGACGUACCAAAAUACGCAAUUUGUGAAUAAUUUAAUCGUGCAUUCACACGAAGACACGCAAACGACCGCGAACAACGGAACACGUCUCUCUCUCUCUCUCUGUAAAGAGUUGAAGCUGCUGAAAACAACAACUGCACAGCAGGCGAAGGCAAGACUAAAGCGACGCUGACGUGCGCCUGCUCGCACACUUGCGAACAACGCUUGAUGUUUGCGCGCAGUGGGAUUAGCGCUGCGCCCAAUGUGGGCAGCGGCAGAGGCAGCGCCGACGAUGGCGGUGGCGGUGGCGGCGUCGGCAGCGGCAGCGGAGGCACUGCCGGCAGCAUUGAGCUGCUGUGUCCGCCCAGUGGCAGCAGCAGCAUCAGCGGCAGCUUCAGCAGCAGCGGCGGCACCAGCACAACGGCAACUAACAGUACUAGCGUGAGCGCGUCAACGCCGGCGUCAGCUGCGGACUCGCUUGGCGACGGCGGCGAGAACAACAACAAUGCGAAUGCCAAUCGUAAUCUGAGCUUACAACUGAGCAGCAACAACAACUAUGCGAACAACAAUAACAAUAAUAAUCACAGCACAAACCUAAUCAGCGGCAUCUGCAGCAGCAUUUGGCGCACAGCAACCUUUGGCAGCGCUGCGCCUGUCGCUAGCAUAACGGCAGCCAACAGCGGCAGUGGCAGCGGCAGCGCCGCCAGCGCCAGUUACUCGUCCUCCAGCGCGUCCUCGAUUUCGCCAGCCGCCGCCGACGAGGUGUGCGUUGUGGAGCAGCAGCAGAGCAGCAACCAGCGCACGGUGGCCACCAACACCAACAGCAAUGCAGCGCAGCAGCAGCGCACACAAAUACAAAUGCAGCUCGACGGGGAGCAGGACGAGCCCCAAACAUUCCUAGGCGCCACCGAACUGGACGAUGAGCUAAUCAAACAACUGCCAAAGGAGGUACUGCUGCGCGUUUUCUCCUACCUGGAUGUCGUCUCGCUAUGCCGCUGCGCUCAGGUGUGCAAAUAUUGGAAUGUGCUCGCCCUGGACGGUUCCAGCUGGCAGAAAAUCAAUUUGUUCGAUUUCCAACGUGAUAUUGAGGGCCCGGUAAUUGAGAAUAUAUCGCAAAGAUGCGGCGGCUUCCUCAAGUCGCUUUCGCUACGUGGUUGUCAAUCGGUGGGAGAUCAGUCCAUCAAAACUCUAGCGAAUCACUGCCACAACAUCGAACACCUGGAUCUGUCGGAGUGCAAGAAGAUCACAGAUAACUCAAUCACAGACAUAAGCAGAUACUGCAGCAAGCUGACGGCCAUUAACCUGGACUCCUGCUCGAACAUAACAGACAAUAGCCUCAAGUAUAUAUCGGAUGGCUGUCCGAACCUGCUCGAGAUCAACGUAUCCUGGUGCCAUCUAGUAUCCGAAAAUGGGGUCGAGGCUCUGGCGCGCGGUUGUGUCAAGCUGCGCAAGUUCUGCAGUAAAGGUUGUAAACAGAUUAACGACAAUGCCAUCACGUGCCUGGCCAAAUACUGUCCCGAUCUAAUGGUGCUAAAUCUACACAGCUGCGAGACCAUCAGCGACUCGUCCAUACGGCAGCUGGCGGCGUGCUGCCCCAAGCUGCAGAAGCUGUGCGUGUCCAAGUGUGCGGAACUAACUGAUCUCUCGCUGAUGGCGCUGUCCCAGCACAAUCAGCUGCUGAAUACACUGGAGGUGUCCGGCUGUCGCAACUUUACGGACAUUGGCUUUCAGGCGCUGGGCCGCAACUGCAAGUACCUGGAACGCAUGGACCUGGAGGAGUGCAGCCAGAUAACGGACCUAACGCUGGCCCAUCUCGCCACCGGCUGUCCCAGCCUGGAGAAGCUGACGCUGUCGCACUGCGAGCUGAUUACGGACGACGGGAUACGGCAUCUGACCACGGGCAGCUGUGCGGCGGAGAGCCUAUCGGUGCUCGAAUUGGACAACUGUCCGCUGAUAACGGAUCGCACGCUGGAGCAUUUAGUUUCCUGUCACAAUCUGCAGCGCAUCGAGCUCUUCGACUGCCAGCUCAUCUCACGCGCGGCCAUACGCAAGCUGAAGAACCAUCUACCAAAUAUCAAGGUGCACGCUUACUUUGCGCCCGUGACCCCGCCAGCCGUGACGACAGGUCACCGGCCACGGUAUUGUCGCUGCUGUGAGAUUCUCUGAGAUACGGCCAUUGGCUUUGCCAGACGGAUAAUGCGCAAAUCUGCCACGGACUGAUGCUGGCCUCUGUGCAUCGUUGUGAUUGCCAUGCUCGUAAGCCUGAUCCUCAUCGCGAUGCUGUAUUCCUUCGGUCUGCUUGACAGCGUCUACUGAAUGAAGGCGGGCACCGAGAAGACAGCAACACAAACACACACUCACACUCACACACACACACACACAAAUAUAGCUGUGUAUAAGCAAGAUUCUAAUAUCGAUAAUUAAGGAUCCGAAACGAAACAAAAGAAAACAAAGCAAAUUGUAACACGAAAUUCGUAGUCUUAAAUGUACCCAAGCUAACUUUUAGUAUUUAGUUUGCGCGAGAGUUUCAAAAACUCAACUUCAACAUGUAAAAUUGUGAUUAUUUUAUUUAAUAAUGCUAAGCUGUUAUGUUAACUAGACAACCUUUAAUUCUUUUUGUUUCUCGUAUGCAUUAUGUGUAUUAUUAGAUAUUUCCUUUUUUUGUUUGUGUUUCAUUUUGUGUUUAUCUCUCACCGAAUUCUCAAUCAAUCAACCAUGCUACCAAACAUGUCUGAAGUAUGUACAUAAAUACAUAUGUAUGUAUCUACCCUGUAAUAUUCUCUGCGGGUAAGCUCACAGAUAUACAACACACACACACACACGCAUACGCAUACAUGUACUCAACCAGCUUGAAGCGUGCAUGUUGUUGCUAUAAUUAUGAUUUUAAUAAGUGAGAGCAAGUGCAUAUUUUACUAUAUAACUGAGAUUUUAAUCAAGUCUAAACAUGUCGAUAGAACCACAAAGCGUUCACCCACACACACACACUCACACACUCAUCUUGCAGUCAGUGAAAACUUUAGGCUAUUUCCGAAUAACUGUUGCUAUAUUCCGGUUUUUUUUUUAGUGCCAGCUAAAUCAUAUUUAAGCAUAUAUUUAACCUAGAGCAUUAUACUUAUAGUUAUACUUAUACACACACACAUGCGUACGUAUUAUGUAUGUAUGGCUGCACACACAAUGUCAACGAAAUCCAAAUUGUAUAUUACACCAGAACAAAUCGAAACACAAAUAAUAAACAUUAACAAAGGGGAAAUAAAAAUAACCGUUCAAGUGCAAGCAUGUCUUUUACACACAAACAAAACAAACAAACAGAUGGAUCCACGUUUCUAAAACACAAAUCUCUCAUACAAUAUAUAUGUAUACUUAGUACAUAAAACACAUGAUAAAUAAAUCUAUAUAU
Molecule: messenger RNA, 4350 nt
Organism: Drosophila novamexicana
Lineage: Eukaryota; Metazoa; Arthropoda; Insecta; Diptera; Drosophilidae
Product: F-box/LRR-repeat protein 20
Exons: 10
Coding region: 1182-3119 (645 amino acids)
Biological process (GO): SCF-dependent proteasomal ubiquitin-dependent protein catabolic process
Cellular component (GO): SCF ubiquitin ligase complex
Molecular function (GO): protein binding
Source: RefSeq, a predicted model, not a curated record